This is a messenger RNA of Nymphaea colorata (pocket water lily), 2961 nucleotides long. RefSeq names its product coniferyl alcohol acyltransferase-like. The transcript has a single exon. NCBI's taxonomy places the organism in Eukaryota, Viridiplantae, Streptophyta, Magnoliopsida, Nymphaeales, Nymphaeaceae. Gene Ontology annotation, molecular function: acyltransferase activity, transferring groups other than amino-acyl groups. The record is from RefSeq and is a predicted model, not a curated record. Bases 628 to 1605 code for a protein of 325 amino acids.
UAGUUCACCUGAUCUGUCUAAUAUUUGUUAUUAAUAUUAGUGGAUAUCAGCCCCAUGAGGCAUUCUGAUGCAGAUUUGGAUUGUUCUCUACUUGUUUUGAUAUUCCAAAUUAGCUUUCCCUUUUCAAUUUUUGUGUUAGGUCUAUAGUCUGAUUCACCCUGAUCCAGGAUAGCUUAUAACACACUAUGUUUCUCUGUAUUGCAAAAUAAUCCACUUGUGAUCAUACAUCUGGUAGAAUCAUCACAGUCGGUUUUAGUGUGGAAAGGGUGAACUCUCUUUAUACCACUGAUCUGAAAAUCAUUCCAUGUAUGGAUCGAAAACAUAUCUAAUUAAGGAACCACAAAAUAGUGUACAUUUGAUUGAGUUUUCAGAAAACAGAAAAUUCUGAGAAAUGAGAACCUAAAUCCACUUGUCAACUCUGCGCUACCAAACAUUCUAAGCAUCCAUCUGCUUACAUAAGUCAAAUUCCAACUCUGUAAGUCUAUGAGUGUCAUUCUCUCAUAUAUGUGUGUGUGUGUGCUGUGCCUUGUUGCACAUUUACAGUUUGAAAACUAAUGAAAACUGAACAACAAUCUUAACAACAACGUUUAUGCAUUCAAUGAGUCUUGGCACCAUUGCUGAUACAUCAUGGUACAUCUCACUUUUAAUUUGAAGCAGGUGACUGAGCUGACAUGCGGAGGUGUGGUUAUGUCUUGCACCACAGACCACAGAAUCUGUGAUUUAUACUCCACCAACAUGUUUCUUGAAGCAUGGGCAGAGAUGGCUAGAACAGGCACCAUAUCUGUGAUGCCGAGUUUCCGGCGCUCACUUCUUAGCCCCCGCCGUCCCGGAUUGUCCAGCAAAUUGAUUGAUCAUGAGACCUAUGUUGCUCUACCACCAUCAUUGCCGCCAGCUGUUUCCCAUGUGCCGUCAGUUGGCAAUCAAGUUAGCCGGAUUUACCUCAUGAGAGCGCAGGACAUGGAAAAGAUUCAGGCUCUUGCUAGCUACCAUGGGGCCAGGAGGAGCAAACUAGAAGCACUGAGUGGGUGCCUGUGGAAGGCAGUAGCAAAGACAGCCAGUUCUGGGGAUACAUGCAAAUUGGGAAUAAGCGUCGAUGGAAGAUCAGCAUUGAUUCAGGAUGGAGGAUCAAGGGCCGCAAUGGACAGAUACUUUGGCAAUGUUCUUUCCUGCCCACAUGGAGAAUUAGAUGCGGAUGAGCUGAGGAAGAGGCCUUUGAGUUGGGUUGCAGACAGAAUUCAUGAGUUUCUUGAAACUACAACGACCAAAGAAUAUUUUCUGGGGCUGAUAGAUUGGUUCGAGGCCAGCAGGCCUUACCCUGUCUUGCCAAAGGUAUUCUGUAGGGGCAGAAAAGAUGGGCUCUCUUUGGUAGUUUCCCAUGGAAGGCCUUUCCACGUGAAGAAACUGGACUUUGGUUGGGGGAAACCGGCUGUUGGAUCUAUCUACUUCCCAGAUGAUAGCUGUGUAGGCUAUGUUAUGCCACUACCAACCCCAUCUGAGAAUGGGGAUUGGGUGAUCUUCAUGAACGUCUUUCAGCACCAGUUGGAAUCUAUUGAAGCAGAGCUUGGGGAUGUACUGCACCCACUUAGUGUCGAACACCUCAACUGAAAUGGCUAAUCAACCGAUCUUGCAUAUCUACAUUGUACAUGUUCAUCAUAAAGCUAAAUACAUACAUAGUUCUUGCACCCAUAAAAUGGUCUUCCUACAUUAGGUUCAUGUUGUACCAUAAAAUACAUAGAAGCAAUUAAAUGAUGCACUAUUGAGUGAUAUAGGUGGUUAAGAGUAACUAAAGAACAAGAAAUUGGCUACCUGGUAAACAAGUUAUUCUCUAACUACAGAUACAAGGUAAGUAGAUUGGCUACCUGAACUUUGCAGGUUUCAAGGUCCUCAUCGCAUGAAAACUUAGACAAGUUUUUUACUUUAAAUCUUUAGAUGGGUUACUGAGUUGAUAAAUUAGUGCAUAGCUGUAAGAGAUUGAGAAGAAACAAAAUUGCCAUUAAGCAAAUUAAGAUGCAGAAGCUUAAGAUAGCCUAGCUAGAUUAGGAUAAAUGACUCCACCGGGGCUUGGGAGAUUGAAAAUGCCGACGCUCACGGUCCCAAAAGUAACCAAGUAGGCUUUACUUGGCUGCAAUAUCAGCUGCCCUUGUGAUUGCGUCAAGGAAAUCCUUUGCACUUGAAAUCACUCCAACAAUAAACAUAAAAAAUUCCAGACCUGGAGCAUAGUAUCUAAACAUUGGUAUACAUGAAUAAUCAACAAAUUGAGCAUUAGCAACUUACAUCUUUGUUCAGAUAGAAAACACAUGACGACAAAUACCAGUUCAACAAUCACAUAAAACAAUCAGAUAGUCGUAAUGUAAGUAAUUUCAAAUUAGACAGACAUGGCAUGUUCUAGUAUUAAUUAUACACCUAAUAAAAGAAAAAGCUUCUCCUAUGAACGCGUUUAUCUUUAUCAUGAUCUGUUAUCCCAUUUAACGAAAAAGGUAGUUUAAUCUUUUCAUAUAUGACCAUGCAUCUAUAUUUUAGAUUUCAUCAUAAAGUACAAUCUCUUAUCACUUUUAGAGAAUGCUAUUAAAUCUCCAACUAGAAAGUUAACGUGGUGAUGCUGAAUGGCUGCCAUGUGCAAUGCAUCAGAAAGUCCAAAUUUCUUUUGUCAUGCAUAAUUUUUCAAUUGGGUGCCCCAGUAUAAGUACACUAUGCCAUCUUGGCAUCUUCUACCACAAAAAUUAUGUCUGAAGAAGUUCAGUGAGCAGAAGGUAAAUAGAACCUCUGAUUGAUAUGGAAACAACAUAAAUCGUAAUAAAAGGGCAAUUGCUUGGAUGCACAAGAAAAAGUUUGUGAGUGAAAUUCUCUCGACUUAUAAAAUGAUGGUACACCUUCUGGCGACUGAACCAACAUCCAGCAAGUGCGCAUCACGGUUUCUCUCAUUAUUUUUUAUGUGCAAAAAGGGCAGAGAGACUUACCUGG